AUGGAUAACUCACAGCCAAUUAUUCGUCUCUUCGAGAUGAGACUUCAUAAAUGGAAUGCGUCACUCGUCGUUCAACACAUAUUGUUCAGGCCCAGCGCUUACCAUGUCGACCAACAAAGACAAAGACAGCUUUUACUGUUCACUCAUCAAUACAAUCAUCCUUUCAACAAAGUAUUUAGGUCAUUCGUCGUCUUGAAGACUUGGCCACCAUGUCUCGCCAACCUAUCACAUCUCUUUUCCCAUUGUUCCAUCAAGCCACUUCAUCUCGCUCAUCAUGUGCUCCGCUCAAGUAAUGAAGCCCGCUUGGACUUCUGCCCAAAGCGCAGCGUUAAUCAAUUCUUUCCCCCAUGUAUUUCUCUCUCGGAUCAAAGAAAGCACAGCCAUCAUGUGAACCUCCCUUGCUCCAUCCACAAUGCGCACAAAGACCGCUCUUCAGCCAAUCAUGACAACAAGUACCGCCCAGAAAUCUCUCCAAGCCAUCCAUCCCAACCAACAGACGGCCUUGCAUCCAUUGCUAUGAAAAAAUUGCAUGAACUUGAAAUGUCACUCCAAUCUCUUCAGAGCCUCCAUUCCAUGCUCAAAGCCCAGCACGCAGCUCAGCGUGAAUCCACUUACAAUUGCACAUGGCCACUCCCAUGGCCUCCCACACUAGGCGCCGCGUACAAGUUGUAUAAGAAAGAUGAUGACAACUGGCGCCCUUUGAGAAGGCACUUUGCUACCCAUUGCUCUCGAUAUCGUGACGUACAGCCUGGAUUAACUGCAUUCGUAGCAAGACUACGUAUGGCCAUAAGCCUGGGUGAUGCAGAUAGGAGGUAA
This is a messenger RNA of Trichoderma harzianum CBS 226.95, 816 nucleotides long. RefSeq lists its product as hypothetical. The coding region runs from base 1 to 816 and encodes 271 amino acids. The record is from RefSeq and is a predicted model, not a curated record. Lineage: Eukaryota; Fungi; Ascomycota; Sordariomycetes; Hypocreales; Hypocreaceae. The transcript has a single exon.